Mobula hypostoma (lesser devil ray) is the source of this 615-nucleotide messenger RNA. Its product is annotated as cryptic protein-like. The transcript is spliced from 5 exons. The record is from RefSeq and is a predicted model, not a curated record. NCBI's taxonomy places the organism in Eukaryota, Metazoa, Chordata, Chondrichthyes, Myliobatiformes, Myliobatidae. The coding region runs from base 1 to 615 and encodes 204 amino acids.
AUGACCUGCUUCCAAACCAGUUUUGUGGGUUCUGAGAUGACUAUUGAAGUCAAUAUGGGAAUCAUGGAUUCAUCCAGAAGCUGUGUAUUUUCAGGUUGUGGAGGAGAUGGGACCUGUGACCACCGAGUUACAAAAUCCCCUCUUGAGAAACCUCUCGGGCAAAGCCCCGACUCUCUGAUUGAGUUCAACCAGCUCAACAUCAAACGUCGCCAAUCAAACUCUUCGGUCGCUGCUAAUAUCAUUCGCUUCGUUGGGCUGACGGACAGUAAGACCUUGGACCGGAGUUGUUGCAGUAAUGGUGGGACCUGUAUCUUGGGCAGCUUCUGUGCAUGUCCUCCUCCCUUCAUUGGCAGAUAUUGUGAACUGGAUGAGCGUCUCAAUAACUGUGGCAAAUUUCUGGAUGGCCAAUGGGUGCUAAAGCAUUGUACCUGGUGUAUAUGCAGCUAUGGAAAUCUUCACUGCCUAGAGGCAUUUGGAAAGGUUGAGAACUGUGAUGCAGAUGAGGAUGGGCAUCUGAAUGAAAGUUAUGGUAUGCUGACUGCUGGUGCUUCAAGGCUGCCAUUAUUACAGUACCUGUUAUCUGUAUUUUGUUCUUUUGUAAUACUUGGGCUGUAA